AUGAAUGAUCAAAACUCAACUUCAGGAACAAGGUCUGGAGGUGCUAGAGGGCAGAAUGUCAACAAGGUGGAGAUUGCUGCUGAUCUUAUUCAUAAACCAACUGGGAUACGAAUCUUUUGCAAUGAAGAAAGGACUCAACUUCAAAACAAGAAUUGCGCUCUUCAAUUAUUGCGUGCAAAAUUGUAUGAGAUCAAACUGAGGGAACAACAAGAGUUGAUCAGGAAUUAG
Messenger RNA from Ilex paraguariensis (yerba mate), 228 nucleotides. Lineage: Eukaryota; Viridiplantae; Streptophyta; Magnoliopsida; Aquifoliales; Aquifoliaceae. The record is from the annotation of a GenBank genome assembly.